AUGAACUCCUUUGCUCGAAGAGUAAUUGAAUCUGAAAAUGGCCUAUUCCGGACAUCUAUUCAAAUUACCAAUUUGUCUGGCAGAUCUCCUGCUUAUAGGACGCUAGCCUCUCAUCUUUCUCAGGCUUCACAACUCAGUACAUCGAGUGCGAAUCAGAGAAUAUCUACUACGAGUGCUUCCCCUUCUCCCCUUCGAUCUCAGUUUCUUCCUAGCAACAUUCGAAUUACCCCAAUCACCAUUUCGCGGUUCCGACGGUUCCACGUGAGCAGAAGAACUUCGCAAGAUGAGAAGCCUAAAAAAGACCCGGCCCAACCCGCUUCAAACGACGCCGACGUCAAUAAAUCUCAAACGAAAAACAAACCCGAUGGAGAACAAUCAGAGAAAGCAGAGGCUGGCGAUGAAAAGUCUGAGAGCAAGGAAGACGGGAAAGAAAAGAAGGAAGAUUUGCCUCCGCCGCCCCCUCACGGCGACAAGACUCCUUGGCAGGUAUUCAUGGAAACUAUGAACACCGAAUUCCAAGCAUCUAAAGAAUGGAAUGAGUCAACAAAGCAGAUCGGCGCCGCUGCCCAUCAGUUUACUGAGAGCGAAUCUGUUCGUCGAGCUCGUGAGGCUUACGAAAAGUCAACUGGUGCCAUUUCAUCCACCACCGCCAAGGCUGUUAAAUCCACCGCUGGGGCAAUUGGGAAGGGUGCAGCUUGGACCUGGGAUACCUCGGUAAUGAAGGGUGUCCGAAAGGCGGCCAACGUCACAGGCGAUGCUAUGGACAAAGCCACCAAACCUAUUCGUGACACGGAAGCUUACCGAAAUGUAAAGAAUGUUAUCGACGACGGGAGCUCGUCUAGAUAUGGUGGAUGGGUGGAGAAGGAAGAGCGCAGGAAGAAGCGGGCAAUGAUGGAGCAGCAGAGUAGCACCUCUUCACAAGUCAUGGAAGAAGAUUCAAACGCCGGGACUAACAUCACGCUCCACAAAGACGCCGCUUGGAAGGAGGCUUGGAGGGAUUUUCGAGACACCAACAAAUUCGUCCAGGGAAUUUUUACCAUGAAGGGCCGGUAUGAAGAAUCUGAGAAUCCGCUGAUAUCGACUGCUCGAAGCAUUACCGACCGCAUUGGAGGAUUUUUUGCGGAGAAUGAGACUGCCUUGGUAAUUAAGAAGUUCCGAUCCAUGGAUCCCGCCUUCCAAAUCGAACCCUUUCUGCAAGAACUUCGAGAAUAUAUCCUCCCAGAAGUUUUGGAUGCGUAUGUCAAGGGUGAUACGGAAACAUUGAAGCUCUGGCUGUCUGCAGCACAAUUUUCAGUCUAUGAGGCCUUGACUAAGCAGUAUCUGCAAGCGGGCAUGAAGUCUGAUGGUCGUAUCCUUGAUAUUCGAAACGUGGACAUUCUCCGAGCCCGGAUGCUUGAUCCUGGGGAGGUGCCAGUGUUUAUCAUCACCUGCCGUACCCAAGAGGUCCAUGUGUACCGCAAUGCAAAGUCCAAUGAGCUUGCGGCUGGGAUGGAAGAUAAAGUACAGCUGGUUACUUACGCUAUUGGCAUUACUCGGAUUCCGGAAGACGUCUACAAUCCUGAAACCCGGGGAUGGCGUUUGAUCGAAAUGCAAAAGAGUGGACGAGAGUGGCAUUAA
Metarhizium album ARSEF 1941 is the source of this 1617-nucleotide messenger RNA. Its product is annotated as mitochondrial inner membrane translocase subunit TIM44. Lineage: Eukaryota; Fungi; Ascomycota; Sordariomycetes; Hypocreales; Clavicipitaceae. The transcript has 2 exons. Gene Ontology annotation, molecular function: protein-folding chaperone binding. Bases 1 to 1617 code for a protein of 538 amino acids. Gene Ontology annotation, cellular component: mitochondrial inner membrane. Gene Ontology annotation, biological process: protein import into mitochondrial matrix. The record is from RefSeq and is a predicted model, not a curated record.